Molecule: messenger RNA, 2283 nt
Organism: Penicilliopsis zonata CBS 506.65
Lineage: Eukaryota; Fungi; Ascomycota; Eurotiomycetes; Eurotiales; Aspergillaceae
Exons: 3
Coding region: 155-2098 (647 amino acids)
Biological process (GO): mismatch repair
Cellular component (GO): MutLalpha complex
Molecular function (GO): ATP-dependent DNA damage sensor activity; mismatched DNA binding; ATP binding
Source: RefSeq, a predicted model, not a curated record
UGGAAUUAUCACAUCAACCGAUCACUUUCAACCAACCGAGCACUUUAUACUAAUUAAUAUACGCAAGACUCACUAUACAUCGUCAUUCAAAUACACGAGAUCUCUCAACGUGACUAAAAGCAUGAUCGAAACGAGAGGGUAGAACGAACCGAGGAUGCCGAUCGAGGCCCUUCCAGCGGCCACCGUUCGAGCAAUUGGCUCCCUGUCGGUGAUCACAGACGCAUGUUCUGUGGUGAAAGAACUGUUGGACAAUGCGUUGGAUGCUGCUGCGUCGUCGGUGACAAUUGAAGUGUCGCAGAAUACCCUUGAUGUGAUCCAGGUCAAGGACAACGGGCACGGCAUCAACCCUGAGGACUACGCGAUGGUUUGCCGGCGCAGCUUCACGAGCAAGAUCUCCACGGUCGACGAUCUGGUGCAGACUGGGGGCCGGACCCUGGGCUUUCGAGGCGUGGCUCUUGCCAGCAUGGUGGAGAUGGCGGGGGCCGUGAUUGUCACCACGCGGGUCGAAUCGGAGGUUGCUGGGUCCUGUCUGAAAUAUGGACAAGAUGGGGAGCUCAUCAGCUCCCAACGAGUUUCACAUCCUGUUGGCACUGCGGUCCGGGUGACCGAGUUACUCAAGCAUGUUCCCGUCCGAAGGCAGACGGCUAUUAAGAGCGCAGCUAAGACGCUGGGGAGGAUCAAGAAACUCGUACAGGCGUAUGCUGUUGCUCGGCCCGAGAAGCGGAUUGCUUUCAAGGUUCUCAAGGCCAAAAAUGAGAGUCAAAAUUGGGUCUACGCUCCAGGGAGCAAUGGAACUCUGAGAGAUGCGGCGAUGAAGGUGGCUGGUUCUGAAGUUGUCUCGGUUUGCACCAUGCAGGCUUGGCCAGAGGACAAGCCGAAUGAAGGCUACAGGGCUGUAGCCUUGCUUCCAAAGGAUGAUAUUGAUUUCUCGAGAGUGAACAACAUCGGCCAGUUCAUCAGCGUCGACGGCAGGCCGUUAACUACCACCCGGGGGGUUGGCAGCAAUAUCGCGAAACUCUACAAGACUUAUAUACGAUCUGCUUCUACUAAAUCUAUACCAGACCCCUUUCUUUGUAUGCACAUCUAUUGCCCCCGCGGGAGCUACGAUGUCAAUAUCGAGCCAGGAAAGGAUGAUUUGCUUUUUGAUGAUUCUCAUAUCAUUAUGGAGCUAUUAGAAGGACUAUUCCGACAUAUAUAUGGUGACUUAGAGGGGGGGUCUCCUGCAGAGCGUGUUCAAGACAAUGCCGUCUCAGAGAGUGCUCAAGACGACGAUAGUUCGUCCCUCCUGACUGUACGAGUACAACCUAGGAAUGUGACUCCCCAUACACCAUUCAAAACCCCCUUUCCGAUGAAUGCGCGACGAACCCCCCAGUCAGCAAGUUCAGGAUCACCACAGGGUUCGGAACUGGAGUCCUUGAACCCAUGGUCAGUCACAAGACUCAACGGCAGGUCUGGAAAUACAAGAGUAUCAAGCCAAUUUGUCAGCCAAAGUCCGACGAGCUCCAUGGGGUCUAGAGGACUGCACUCAGAGUCAUUACAGUCAACUCAACCAACACAGUCCCCGCAGUCUGUAUCCUCAACACAUUUGCAGUCCCCGCGGACCAGGAACGGCGCACUCGAUACAUGGUUCAAGACACUCCGAGAGAUGCGAGAGGAGCGUUCACAAUUACGGCAGUCUCAGCCGAAGCCUUCGCAACCCUUACAAUCCUUACAAUCACAAUCUCAGCCUCAGCCUCAGCAAGAAGCCCAUAGAGAACUCGAACAAGCCAUGGACUUUGAAUACCGCAAACGAGCCGCCAACCAGCACCGUAACCGAUACCUUGCCGCGCGGGCUGCCCUGACAGACUCGAGAGAAAGCAAUAGCAACAGCAGCAGCAGCAACUGUGAUCUCUUAUUCAAAGACAGACUUAGACCAUCAAGAAACGAGGGCUUACAGAUAACCAUGACGAUACCCGCGGACAUGCAAGCCGUAACGGGCUGGGUUGCAAGACUGUCACUUGUGGAUGCGUACACGGGAAACAUGGAUGAUAAGAGCGGGUUAGACGUUGAGGAUUUAGAUGUGGGAUUCAGACUGGAAGAGUUGAUGAAAGCACGAUAGCAAUUCUUAAUAAGGUGGGCAGUUAACUAUUAUCUUAAGGAAGGGUAUCACCAGAGAAAAAAAAUAAGAAAAGCCGAUAAAACAAGGGCAUUCAUUGAAGAUCUCUUCAAGCUGAUCCCCGCGCUGCUCUGUAAACUGCCCGCAACCACCUUGUCAGGUGUGAUACACAUCAACUGCGUAUCUGC